AUGAGUUCCGCCGCUCAUACGAGCGCGUCUACACGCAAGGUAAUUGUGGCAGGUGCGCAGUUAGGAGCGAUCCACGUCGACACACCACGAUCAGAUGGAGUCAAGAGAAUGUUAAAACUGAUCGAUGAUGCACACAAACAGCAUGUUAAAUUGAUCGUCUUCCCAGAACUCGCACCUGUCACGUUCUUUCCUCGGCAUCUUCUUGAGGGCGAAGACCUGGAAGCUUAUUUUGAGCAAGAGCAUGAUGGCGAUGCUACCCAAUUGCCGAAUCUCAAGCCAUUGUUUGAUAAAGCAAAGGAGUAUAAAAUGGACAUGUAUCUAGGGUACGCCGAAUGCACAGGUAGCGACCACGUCCAUUACAACACCUCGGUAUAUUUUUCGGGGGAUAGUGGCCAGGUCAUAUCAAAGUAUAGAAAAGUGCACUUACCUGGGACAUUUGAACCUUACGAGCGCGAAGGGGCCACCAACCAACUCGAGAAAAGAUAUUUCAAGCCUGGUGACCUUGGAUUUCAAGCGUUCCGAGCGCCUGGGUUGGUCAACGACACUCUUAACAAGAAGUCAGGGGUUGAAGCCAAUAAGCUCGAGACCUUGGGCAAAGGUGACCCGAUAUUGGGAAUGCUCAUAUGUAAUGACCGACGUUGGCCAGAAGCAUGGAGAUCAUAUGGGCUCCAAGGGAUCGAGCUCCUGCUGUGUGGUUACAACACGACUGCUUGGGCUCCCGAUCUCAUAGGAAACGAUGAGAAGACCUCGACCCCUGAGACGGCCAAAGCCGAGGCAUUGUUCCACAACAAGCUGAGCAUCACGUACAACAGCUAUGCCAAUGCAUGUUUUAGCAUCAACGUUGCGAAAUGUGGUGUUGAAGAUGGGAAGUAUCCAUUGAUUGGUGGCAGUUGCAUUGUAGAUUGCGAUGGCGAGGUGAUGAUCGAGGCUCAGACGGAAGAGGAUGAAUUGAUCAUAGCAGAAAUUGACCUGGCAAAAUGUCGACGCGGAAAAGAGAAGGUGUUUGCUUUUGAGAAGCAUCGUCGCGUUGAACAUUAUGGUAUCAUUGUAGAACAGACGGGCGUGAAGGAACCAGAUCUAUUGUAG
Exophiala bonariae is the source of this 1086-nucleotide messenger RNA. RefSeq lists its product as uncharacterized. The transcript has a single exon. NCBI's taxonomy places the organism in Eukaryota, Fungi, Ascomycota, Eurotiomycetes, Chaetothyriales, Herpotrichiellaceae. The record is from RefSeq and is a predicted model, not a curated record. Bases 1 to 1086 code for a protein of 361 amino acids. Gene Ontology annotation, molecular function: beta-ureidopropionase activity.